Messenger RNA from Empidonax traillii (willow flycatcher), 1657 nucleotides. RefSeq names its product LRP2 binding protein (gene LRP2BP). Gene Ontology annotation, molecular function: protein binding. Lineage: Eukaryota; Metazoa; Chordata; Aves; Passeriformes; Tyrannidae. The record is from RefSeq and is a predicted model, not a curated record. Bases 176 to 1369 code for a protein of 397 amino acids. The transcript has 8 exons.
GGAAGCAGGAAAGGUCCGGUGUGUGCCCAAAUGGCAACCUGUCCCGUCACUUAUUCCCGCAGUUUGGCACUGGACAACGGCCGGAGGUGGAGCGAAGACCAAACGGAAAGUGCCAUCGUUACGGUCCCUGCUUUGCUCUUUCUGCCUCCAAGACCGUGGGGCCCCAGCCCCAGCCAUGGAGCGCCGCCGGGUGCCGCCGCAGGCCGGGCUGGGCCCUGGGGGGCACCGGCACCGGAGCGGGGGACCCUCUGACGGCGCGGGGGACUCGGACCCGGCUCGGGCCGCGGCGGCGCCCCCGAGACACCGCACCCCGGCCCGGCGGGACCGGGCUCCCCCCGCUCGGCGGGCUCGGCCCGAGCCCCCUUCGGGCGCGGGGCUCCCGGGGGGCUUCGACCGCCGCUGCUGGAUGGCGCUGCACUGCGAGCGGCUGCCGCCGGACUGCAGCGCCCAGCCCGCCUCUGGCACUCCAGGAGACGAGCGCAUCCAUGCAGCACUGUUUGCAAAACUGAAGGAGUUGCUGGUGAGGAGAGCAUCAGAUGGAGAUCCUCCAGCACCUUUUCUGGAUGGACAACGGUACUAUGAACAGGGGUUGUAUGAAGAAGCAUUAAAGCAAUUUAAAAAAAUUGAGGAUACAGAUUUUCAAGCAAUGUAUCAGCUUGGUGUGAUGUAUUAUGAUGGACUAGGCACUGAAGAAGACCCCGAAAGGGGAGUGGAAUACAUGAAUAAAAUAUUCAACUCUGAUUCCCCAAAAGCAAGACACCUGAAGGCUGCAGCUGCAUACAAUCUUGGCAGGGCAUAUUACGAAGGACGUGGUGUUAAGCGUUCAACCAAAGAGGCUGAAAGGUUGUGGCUUAUUGCUGCAGACUACAGAAAUCCAAAAGCAAGUGUAAAGGCCAUGAGUACUUUAGGAAUGCUUUAUUCUAUGCCAGUUCUAAAAGAUCUGAAGAAGGCCUUUUUCUGGCAUUCAGAAGCAUGUAACAAUGGAAAUCUGGAAUCACAGGGAGCACUUGGCAUUAUGUAUCUCUAUGGACAAGGUAUACGUCAAAACACUAAAGCUGCUUUGAAGUGCUUGAGAGAAGCAGCAGAACGUGGAAACAUCUAUGCUCAAGGCCAUCUUGUAGAAUAUUAUUACACUAAAAAAUUUUACUCAAAAGCUGCUACACUAGCCAAAAGGACCACAGAAAACAAUGACAUCAAUAUGCUAGCCAAGAAAGCUGAUUGCCAUCCAACAUAUGUAGCCAAGGGGGUUGCUAUGGCUGCUUUCUACUUGGCUAGAUGCCUCCAGCUUGGCCGAGGCAUAAAGCAAGAUCAAGAUGCUGCUAAAAUAUACUAUUCUAAGUUAGGAGCCUUUGGUUUGCAUGAUCUCUGAGGAGUCAAAAAUACAUAACUGGACUUCUGGUCCUGUGAAUGGGACAGGAUGGAGCAUCCCAGAAAUGUGCUGGCUCAGGAGGAAGCUGCUUAAGCUUGGGAGAUAAGGGUGGGAAAGGAAAAUACUGGAAAACCCACUCAGUCUAGGAUCUUUUUCUGUCUAGGCUGCAGGUCACUCUAACAUUCAGUGCUCUGAAAUCUCUUCUCAGAAACAGACAGUGGCACACAACAUGACAUUGUGGGUAGACCUCUCCAACUUCAAAAUAAAAGAGGAAGAAGUAAUUGGGGU